AUGGCUCAGCUUCAAAUGGAACUUUUCUUAGUAACAUUGUACGACUUCAUGACACGUCGGGGUAGCCCCAUCACUUCACCACCAGUUAUCAACGGUAAGAAGGUGAACUUUUUCCUCCUUUAUGUCAUGUCUCAAAAGUUGGGUGGCCCCCAAGCCUUGAUAAAAGCGUUACAAAAGCUAGGCCUGGGACAAUCUCCAUGGACUGCUAUGGCCUAUAAGCUCGGUUUGUACGAAGGCUUAACUGAUCCUAAUGCCAAGGGUCGCGUGGAUAAGGAACUCGGUGGCUGCUAUGUUCAAUACCUAAUUCCCUUCGAACAGCAUAACUCCACUCCUGCUGGCCACAAAGAGAUCCAGGAGCGUAGG
Yamadazyma tenuis ATCC 10573 is the source of this 363-nucleotide messenger RNA. Lineage: Eukaryota; Fungi; Ascomycota; Pichiomycetes; Serinales; Debaryomycetaceae. The record is from RefSeq and is a predicted model, not a curated record.